AUGGUUCCGAACGGACCCGCGCGCCCGGGGAAGGGGCUGCACAAGGACGCUGGGGGCAGGGCCCCCGGCCCGGCCCCGGCUCGCGCUCGCCCCGCAGCCCCGCCGCCCCGAGAGCCGAGCGCCGAGAGCCGCGGCCCGAGACGGGCUGGCCGCGCGCCUGGGGACUCCGGGGGCCGCGCGCGGGACGAGCGGGAGGAGCGGGGAGGAACGCGGGGCCACGCCCCCGGCGAAACCCCGCCCGCGCCACGCCCACCUCUAGCUACGCCCCGCGUCGGCCAAUCCCGACAGGCCCGCCCCGAAAGCCACGCCCCGCUCCGGGCCACGCCCGCCACAGAGCUACGCUCAGAGCCGGCCAACCCCACAGGGCCACGCCCCCGACACAGCCGAGGCACGCCCCCUGUCAGCCACGCCCACCACAAAGACACGCCCCCGUUGUGGUUAGGCCACGCCUUCGGGCCGCCCCCAGUCCCGAGGAUCCGCCCUCACGCGCGCACCACGAACACGCCCCGCGCCCCAGCGACCCGCCUGCCACGCCACGCCACGCCGCGCCUCGCUCCGCCCCGCGAGCCUGGACCGGGCGGCAGGCGCCGGGGAGCGGAGAUUGAAGCGCCCUGGGAAGUGGCAGCGAGAGGCCCGGUCUACCCCGGGCGAACCUUAACUCUAGGCACAGCCAGGCCCUCUGGAGAAGGGAGGCUUUGCCCAGAUUCCUGGAAAAAGCGGGCCAGGAGGCUGCCCAAUGUGGGGCCCGACACGCGUAGUGUCCCCCAAAGCCCUGUCUGGGAGAAGUCGGAGCACCUUCGGGGUGAUCCCAACCCACUCCUUCCCCCCGCGAGCAAGGAGAAAAGGAACGUGGUGUCAAUGAGCACAAUUACCUACUAG
Suncus etruscus (white-toothed pygmy shrew) is the source of this 879-nucleotide messenger RNA. Its product is annotated as basic proline-rich protein-like. The record is from RefSeq and is a predicted model, not a curated record. The coding region runs from base 1 to 879 and encodes 292 amino acids. Lineage: Eukaryota; Metazoa; Chordata; Mammalia; Eulipotyphla; Soricidae. The transcript has 2 exons.